AUGCGGAGGGCAUCGCCUUCGCCGUCUCCGGCGAGGGGCCCGGCGGUCUUCGCCGCCGCGGUCGUGGUGUUUCUGCCGGCCCUAUUCCCCGGGAUGUUCUCCCCGCUUGGCCACGCCUUCCCUUCUCUCUUCUCGGAGUGGAAUGCCCCUAAGCCAAUGCAUCCUUCUCUUUUAAAUGAGGCUUUGCGAUGGGCAGUUACAGACAAACAAAAGACAGAGCUAUGGUCACCCUUGCCAUAUCAGGGGUGGAGACCAUGCUUAAAGCCAUCAGUUUCUCACACAUUACCUCUGGAAUCAAGUGGAUACAUUCAAGUAUUUCUUGAUGGUGGAUUGAACCAGCAAAGAAUGGGGAUAUGUGAUGCCGUUGCAGUUGCAAAGAUUCUUAAUGCUACUCUUGUGAUCCCGCAUCUUGAAGUAAACCCUGUUUGGAAGGAUUCAAGCUCAUUUGAAGAAAUAUUUGAUGUGGAUCACUUUAUCAACUCCUUAAAAGAUGAAGUUUCCAUUAUCAAAGCGCUUCCAAAAGAAUUUUCUUGGAGCACGAGAGAGUACUAUGGCACAGGCAUCCGUGCUACAAGAAUAAAAACUGCACCUCUCCACGCCUCAGCAAAUUGGUAUUUGGAGAAUGUCAGUCCUAUCCUGCAAAGCUAUGGGAUUGCUGCAAUCGCUCCCUUUUCUCACCGCCUUGCAUUUGAUGAUUUGCCUGCGGAUCUUCAACGCUUGCGUUGUAAAGUUAACUUCCAAGCUCUGGUCUUUCGGCCUCACAUUAUCUCACUCGGAGAGACACUUGUGCAGCGCUUGAGGUCUCCAGUCCGGGGUCAUUCCAGUAAAUCUAUCCACCAAGUUGUAGAAGGAGGCACAAAUCAAGCUGAAAAAUAUGCAGUUUUGCAUCUCCGUUUUGAUAAGGAUAUGGCUGCACAUUCUGCCUGUGACUUUGGAGGUGGCAGAGCUGAACAGCUAGCUCUUGCUAAGUACAGGCAAGUUAUAUGGCAAGGGAGGGUAUUAAAUUCACAGCUAACUGAUGAGGAGCUUCGGAACACAGGACGCUGCCCAUUGACCCCAGAAGAGAUUGGGCUGUUACUGGUAGCCCUUGGCUUUGACAGCAGAACUCGACUCUAUCUUGCUUCUCACAAGGUAUAUGGUGGAGAAGCCAGGAUCUCUAGCCUGCGCAAACUAUUUCCAUUGAUGGAGGACAAGAGGAGCCUUGCAUCUGAAGACGAACUUGCUAAUGUUGAAGGGAAGGCUUCUGUUCUAGCAGCUCUUGACUAUUAUAUCAGCAUGCAUAGCGAUAUUUUCAUCUCCGCAUCUCCUGGAAAUAUGCACAAUGCUUUGUUGGCUCACCGAACCUAUGAGAACUUGAAGACCAUAAGGCCGAACAUGGCAUUGCUGGGCCGCAUCUUUGUGAACAAGAGCAUGGAGUGGCCAGAGUUUCAGCAGGUUGUACAGGCAGGACACAAAGGAAGAUACGGGCAAAUCCGGCUGAGAAAGGCAACGCAAUCCAUCUAUACUUAUCCUGCACCUGAUUGUAUGUGCCAAGGAUAG
Molecule: messenger RNA, 1539 nt
Organism: Miscanthus lutarioriparius
Lineage: Eukaryota; Viridiplantae; Streptophyta; Magnoliopsida; Poales; Poaceae
Source: the annotation of a GenBank genome assembly